This is a messenger RNA of Prorocentrum cordatum, 1248 nucleotides long. Lineage: Eukaryota; Dinophyceae; Prorocentrales; Prorocentraceae. The record is from the annotation of a GenBank genome assembly.
AUGGCAAACGAAGACGCGAUGGAUCGCAUGGCGAAGGCGCUAGACAGCAAGGGGGGGGAGGCCGCAGAGGCGAAGGAGAUCUUGUCGGCGGCGAUUGAAAUUUUAGCGAGAUCGGAGAGAACGAAAAAGAAGAAUAAAAUAACGGGGACGUCCGCCUCCGACAUCGUAACGGACCGAGUUUUCAACAAGAAGACGGUGGCAGAGGCUGUGACAACACACCAGGAGAAAAAUCAGGUCAGGUGGUGCUGGGAAUGCGGGGAGAAAGACAAUUGGAAAAUGAUGUUCAAUUUCUUCGCGAAGGAGCGUCCGCAGAAGUGGUGCACGUCCCCCGGCGUUUGGAACGAGAACUGGUUCUGGGAACAGGGCAGCCAGAACGAGUACCGCGGCCACCAUUGUUUCCCCUGCCACGCGGAGAGUACUGGCGCCGACACAGUGACGGCCAAGAAGGCUCUCCUGAAACAACUCGGCAAAACGAAUAAACAUUCAUGGGGUUCGGCCAGAUCUCGCGAGCGCGUCGACAAAUACAAGGCGUCCUUCACCGAGAUCAAGAAAGCUUUCACCGGCCUCGUGGGCUUCGCACUGGACGGCGAUGGAGGCGCCUCCUGGAGGAAAGCGACGAUGGGAGUCGAGAUCGGAAUCGACCCCAAGAGCAAGGGAGCCCAACCGGACGAGGCGGUCGACGAUCUAGGCCGAGAAUGGGCCGAGGUGCCCGAGGAGGGCUGGGCGCUGACGGGCUCUUCCUCGGCCGCCGCCAAGCCGGAGGAGCCGGCCAUGUUCGGAGCCCAGAGCUGGGACGAGUUCGUCGACGGCGACUUGUUGACCGCUUUGAAUCACGACCAAAGGCGUGCCAUCGCAAGAGCGUAUUUGCAGAUCCAGACGCAGCGGCUCAGGCGCAUCGCGGCGCCGCAGAUGAACUUGAUCAUUUGCAAAAAACGGGACAUGAACAAAGCCGUCGCGUGCGCCAACGUGUACAGCGACUGGCUUAGCACAGACAUUUACAGCGAGAUUUCCGACUUCACACUGAAGGAGGACCAGCAAUUCUGCCACGACAUUCAAGAAUCCAUGACGGCCAACGCCGAGAGGAUGCAGGGCUUCUCCAAAGCCGUCGAGGCUGGACAUGGCAAGCCAGGCCAAUACCAGUUGGUUUGUGAUUACUCAGACCAGUUCCUUGCAACCGAUAAGGGCCGCAUGAACACAUACUACUGUUGCGGCGGCAAGACGAACUACAGCAUGGAGAAAAAGAAACAC